GCCGCACAAUAAAACAAACAAACUGUGAAAAACAUUGAUGACUCAAGUAAAAUUUAUAAUUUACAUUUAAAUAUUUGAAAAUAAGCCAACAGUUCUCAAUCAAACAGCCCAACAAACAAGAUUUCAAUAGAAAAACGUUUCGGAGUCACUCCAACAAUGAAUAAUUACUUUUUAUUCGUGCUGAGUGCGAUUGAUGAGGUGUUUAAUCGAUAAACAAAUGUUAAUAACAAUAAUGUUAAUGCUAGUCAUGCGAAUUUAUCUAUCCAGUAUAUUGAUGGUAUUGUAAUUAGUUGUGCGCCAUUGAAGGCGAAAAUGGCGAUAAAACUUUCGCGCACGCACGUCUCACACUUCGUGCAUGCGAAGAAGACAAUCGACCUUAUUUAGGUAUUGUCAAGACACCGCAUCGAUCGUCCAGUUCAAGUUUAAAAAUCCAUGUCAUCAGGUGUGCGGCGUGUGCUGUGCAGUGUGUGUAUGUGAAGAGAAAAGUGAAACGAAACGGCGUGCGAUUUGUUAGUCCCGCCGAGACCAGCAACCAGCAACGAUAACAAUUCGUAGUUGGAUUGGCGAAAAGUGCAUUCGGUGCAAAUUACACCAUUUACGACAUUACAACAAUAACAUUUUAUUCAUACAUCUGCAUAUUAUUUAAGUAAAUAACUAAUUAGAGUUUUAGACAUUGUGUGUGACUCAGUCAGCAAUACCAAACUUAAUUAAGUUAUUUUAAAAUGAAUUUUGUUCUAAGAAGCUUAAUUUUAUGUGUAACUUUAAGUUUAUUCAUCGAAAAUGUGAAAUGUGAUGAUAACGAUGACAUAAAUACCAUCCAAAUACCUGAUUAUGAAAUGAUAAGAACUUCUCUGGAUAGUCUUCCAUAUUCACAAUGUCUGCUUGAUUUUGACAGAUAUCUAAACGCAUUGCAAACUCAUGAAAAAUGGGCGAUGAUUAUGCUUGAUGCGACCGUAAAGUUUCCUUUCGGUUUACUCUAUGGUAAUUCCUAUCAACUGGGUAAUUUCGAUGAAUGUAUCGAUGUCACGGUUCCCGAUUUAAGUACAAAUUCGACAGAUUCUGAAGCAUUUCAAGGACAAUACUGCUUAGCGGAAAUCAGUAUUAAUAUUACAACACCAUCAACAUUGAAUCUGACUAAUGAUGAGUCUAUUCAUAGUUUGAUACACACUAGGAAAUUCACACGUAAAAAUAUGAAUAAAAUGCAUUGGGCUAUUUGUGUACCAUCCACAUGUUCAGCAAAUGAAACCGCCAUGUUUAUUCGUGAACUUUUCGGACAAGCCAUGCCAAAGAAGAAACUUUUGGUUGAUAUAUCACCAAGUGAUUGUUAUUUUAAGCAAAACUUAUCCAUGACUACUGGACAACUUAUAUAUCUGGGAAUAAUUGGGAUAUUUUUAUUAUUUGUCCUGAUAUCAACUGGAUAUCACUGUAUACAUGUCUGCAGAAAGCAACACUUCACUGGUUACACAAUAAACCGCACCAGAGAAGAAUAUUCCCCAACCCACGACGCCAUCUUGUCGUUUUCGCUGAUAAAGAACAUUCGUAAACUAAUUUCAGUACGGGCAAAGAAUAACGAUUUUAAUUUGGAUUGUAUUUGUGGAAUACGUACUAUUUCGAUGAGUUUUAUUCUUGCCGGACACGCGUUGACAUUUUUAAUCAGUUCGCCAUCUUUAAAUAGGGAAUUCACCGAGGACGCCAUUAAAAUGCAGAAUGCUGUAUUCCUAAACAAUCCACUUUUAGUUGAUACAUUUCUACUUGUUAGUGGAUUUUUAAUGUGUAGAUUGUUAUUAAUCGAGAUGGAAAAGCGUGUUGGGAAAGUUAACGUUUUUGCGAUGUAUUUUGGACGCUAUAUAAGAUUAACCCCUGCGUAUAUUGUUGUGAUAGGAUUUUACUGCACGUUUUUAGUGGAUUUGGGUGAUGGUCCCCUGUGGAAAUCACGAAUGUUGUUAGAACAAGAAAGAUGUAUUAAUUCAUGGUGGACGAAUAUUCUCUACAUUAAUAAUUAUGUCAACACUGAACAGUUGUGUAUGUUUCAAUCGUGGUAUUUAUCUGUGGAUUCACAAUUAUUUGUGUUGGCACCACUGAUUGUGUUUCCUCUUUGGUAUAAAAGAGUACUUGGGGAAAUAUUUCUGGCCAUUUUGUGCAUUGGGACCGGUAUUGUGCCGUUUAUGAUCACUGUAGCGCAGAAUUUAGACCCAACGCUCAUGAUUUACCCAGAGGAAAUUAACGAUUUGAGUAGUAAUUACUACUUCAAAUACUAUUAUAUUAAGACACACAUGCGUGCCAAUGCUUAUUUAGUAGGCAUGGUGUUUGGUUAUGUUGUACAUCGGAUGCAAUUUAAAAAUGUGAAAAUACCAUUCAUUGCAAGAAUCCUGAUUGGAGUCCUUGCGAUAAUGGUGGGGGCAGCCGCCAUGUUUUCAGUCGUGGUUUUUUACCAAGACGAUUACGUCUACAAUCCUUCAGAAGCUGGAUUAUAUUCAGCUUUACAUCGAAUCGCAUGGUGUUUUGCUAUCGGUUGGACUCUAGUUGUUUGCGUAACAUCCAAUUCGUACGUUAAUAAUUUCCUGAGCUGGAAGGCAUGGGGUCCUUUUAGUAAACUGACUUACUGUGCAUAUUUAGUUAAUGGAAUUGUUGAAUUGUACAGUUAUGGCCAGACGAGAACACCGAGAUACUUAAGUGUUUAUAGUUUG
Molecule: messenger RNA, 2687 nt
Organism: Dalotia coriaria
Lineage: Eukaryota; Metazoa; Arthropoda; Insecta; Coleoptera; Staphylinidae
Product: nose resistant to fluoxetine protein 6-like
Molecular function (GO): acyltransferase activity, transferring groups other than amino-acyl groups
Source: RefSeq, a predicted model, not a curated record